This is a messenger RNA of Pichia kudriavzevii, 912 nucleotides long. RefSeq lists its product as uncharacterized. The coding region runs from base 1 to 912 and encodes 303 amino acids. The transcript has a single exon. Gene Ontology annotation, molecular function: phosphoribosylaminoimidazolesuccinocarboxamide synthase activity. Gene Ontology annotation, biological process: 'de novo' IMP biosynthetic process. Lineage: Eukaryota; Fungi; Ascomycota; Pichiomycetes; Pichiales; Pichiaceae. The record is from RefSeq and is a predicted model, not a curated record. Gene Ontology annotation, cellular component: cytoplasm.
AUGUCAAUCACCUCUACUAACCUAGACGGAAUACUUCCCUUGAUCGCUAAAGGUAAAGUCAGGGAUAUAUAUGAAGUUGACUCUGAGAGUUUACUUUUUGUUGCCACUGAUAGGAUCUCUGCUUACGAUGUUAUCAUGGAAAAUGGUAUCAAGGACAAAGGUAAGCUAUUAACCCAAAUUUCUAUCUUUUGGUUUAACUUUUUGAAAGAUAACAUUAAGAAUCACAUAAUUGCCGAUUCUGACGAAGAAAUUUUUGCUAGACUACCCAAGGAGUUGUCCGAGUCAAAAUAUAAGGACCAAUUAUGUCAGAGGUCCUUAUUGGUAAGAAAGCACAAAUUAAUUCCAUUAGAGGCGAUUGUCAGGGGUUACAUCACCGGAUCUGCUUGGAAGGAAUACAAAAAGUCAGGUACCGUUCAUGGUUGUCCUGCCCCAGAAAAUCUUCAGGAAUCCCAAGAGUUCCCAUCUCCAAUUUUCACACCAUCUACGAAGGCCGAACAAGGUGAGCACGAUGAAAACAUUUCUCAAGAACAAGCAGAAAAGAUUGUUGGGAAAGAAGUUUGCGAAAAAGUUGCUCGUAAGGCAAUAGAACUUUACUCGAAAGCUAAAGAGUAUGCAAAGUCCAGGGGUAUUAUUUUAGCUGAUACGAAAUUUGAAUUUGGUAUUACCGAUGAUGGGGAAUUGGUCUUGGUUGAUGAAGUUUUAACGCCAGAUUCAUCAAGAUUCUGGAAUACAAAGACAUACAAACUUGGCAAGUCACAAGAGUCUUAUGAUAAGCAGUUCUUGAGAGAUUGGUUAACUUCAAAUGGACUCAACGGCAAGGAAGGUGUUUCAAUGCCAGAAGAUAUUGUUGCACAAACAUCUUCCAAAUAUGUUGAAGCAUUUGAAGCCCUAACCGGUAAGAAAUAUGUAUGA